This is a messenger RNA of Anthonomus grandis grandis, 889 nucleotides long. Its product is annotated as 15-hydroxyprostaglandin dehydrogenase [NAD(+)]-like. Gene Ontology annotation, molecular function: oxidoreductase activity, acting on the CH-OH group of donors, NAD or NADP as acceptor. Lineage: Eukaryota; Metazoa; Arthropoda; Insecta; Coleoptera; Curculionidae. The coding region runs from base 65 to 865 and encodes 266 amino acids. Gene Ontology annotation, cellular component: cytoplasm. The record is from RefSeq and is a predicted model, not a curated record. The transcript is spliced from 5 exons.
UAUUAAAUAAAUAGCAGCAAAACAAUAAUUAUUUAACCAGUUAAGUGAUAAACGUGUAAGAAAAAUGGUGAAUUUCGAAAUAGCCGGUAAAGUAGCCCUAAUUACCGGCGGGGCCUCGGGACUGGGACUCCAAUACGCCCUCAACUUAUUAGAAAAGGGUGCCAAGGGCGUGACACUGGCCGAUGUUAACGUCGACGUAGGCCGGAAAUCCGUCAAGGGCAUAGAAGAGAAAUUUGGCAAAAAUCGGGCGAUAUUCGUCGAGGUCGACGUGACCAAUUACGCGGCUUUCGAAGAGGCAUUUAAACAGACCAUAAGCUCCUUCGGCAACGUGGACAUUCUGAUUAACAACGCCGGCAUCUUAAACGACGCUCAGUGGCAAAGAGAAGUCGAUAUAAAUGUGAACGGCUUGAUCCACGGUAUGCUUUUGGGACUAGAAAACUACAUCCCCAAACAUAAAUCAGGCUCAGAAGGGGUGAUAGUGAACAUAUCCUCCGUAGCCGGAAUAAGCCCGAUCAUCUUCAUACCGAUUUAUGUUGGAACGAAAUUCGCCGUCCACGGUAUGACCCUGACGUGGGGUCUGCCGGAACAUUACGCCCGGACUAAGGUGAGGGUGGUGGGGGUGUGCCCUGGGGUCACCGACACCCCAUUGAUGGUCCUGCCUGGGAAAAGCUUGGGACCACAGUACGAGAGUUUGAUUGCCACUGUUUCGAAGCUACCAAGGCAAACGCCAGCUGAGAUCUCCCCCAAUGUGAUGAAGGUGAUCGAGAAGGCCCCCAGUGGUACCAUGUGGGUACUAGAAGGCGCUGAACCGCCCUACCAGUAUGAGGUCCCUGAUAGGUUUAAUAUGCCGAAGAAAUUUUUGUAAUAAUUAAUAAAUAUUAGAUUAAAA